AAAUGAAUAGUUCAACUUGUUUUAAUGCAGAGAUAAAUAACAAAAUUGUGUGCAAUUCACUGUAUUAACAUCUUGUUUUACAAAGUACCUGUUAGGUGAUACUCUUCCAACUUGAUGACAAGAGGCUGAUACCUUCACUUUUCAAAAGCACAAUUGCCUUUUUAAACAGGAAUGAAUCCAAAGCUAUCGCUUUGUGGAGACAUUUGACACAAAAAAAGCUUUUCCUGCCUUUCACGAAAUCAGUAAGAUGAUAUUCCUUUGUGUGAAACCUAGUUUAUAACAAUGUCAGUCUGCUAAGAGGUUGGUUCUUGGCUUAUUUAAAGCACCAACAAGGUGCACAACUGUUUUUUUACAAUGUGGUGUGUCAUCGGGCUUAUCGGUAUGUACUUCAGUGCAUGACUACACACGCAUGGAGAGAUAUCUCAACAGCUUAGCUUGAACUUAUUUAAUACUAAUUUGGAAUAGUCAGAAUCUUUUUUUUUUUUUUACCUGAACAGAUAAGUAACUCUACAUACUUUCUUUCAGCUCUCUUUACUCUGUGCAGAAGCGGUAGAGCAGGCCACACUGUAACACAGUGUGAGGGCUCUGAUGCAGUUCUUGCCUGUGAACCUGACUACUACAUACAGGUGACCUCCGCUUUCUAUGGCAGACGUGAUGUCACCACAUGCAGCUCUGAUCAUUCACAUGGGGAAACCAUGUUCACCAAGUGCACGUCAGACAGUGCCUAUAGCAUUGUCUCUGACAGAUGCAACGGACUGUCAGAGUGUUCUGUCCCCGUCACGGCUGGAGUGCUUUCAGAACCUUGUCCUGGGACCAGGAAGUACCUAACCGUUUCCUUCAUGUGCCUGAAAGCCAGGAGAAUUGUGGCAUGCCAAAACUACUACAACAUCAUCCGUUGUGAGUGGCCCACAAAACUUAUGAUUGUACAUGCUAAUUAUGGGAGAAGGGACGAAGAGCUUUGCCCCAAAGGAAACACAACUACCACAGCAUGUAUCAACGGUGUAACGCAACAAGUGAGGGACUGGUGCAAACCAUGGGGUGACCGCUGCUAUGUAAUGGCCACAGAUUUCCUAUACUCCGACCCCUGCCACGACUAUAGCAAAUACCUGGAAGUGAUGUAUAUGUGUCUUCACCUAAAUGGCGAACAUGGCCUGAUGGACAGUUAACGGACAUGCCACAAGCGAGAAUAUCAUGAAAUCUUUCCUGAUACAUUUACUUUAAUGCCAUUCUCCAAAAAACAUGACAUUAAAACCAUACUUACAAUUAACAACCAGUAAUUCAAAGCUUGGGUAGAAUAUAGUCAGUCUGUUUUCCCAGUGAAGAAAUGAGCAAUUACUUCGACCAUGAAGUAGUAGAAUGAAGUAGUCUGUGUUAGGGAAAGAGUGUUGGUGUUUUUUUGUUGUUGUUGUUGUUGUUUUUUUUGUUACAUUUUUAGGGGGGGGUUGCCUUUAUUUUUUAUGACAGGACAGUGAAGGAGAGACAGGAAAUGAGUGGGGAGAGAGAGAUGGAGAAGGACCGGCAAAUGAUCCGGCACAGCAACCCAUUGACCCACUGCCAGGCAACAGCAGGGCCAAGGGUGUUGGUGUUAGUUGUUGUUGUUGUUGAUUUUCUUAGGCUCAGUGCAUAAUUUCUGUCUUUACUGUAAGUAUGCAAAUCAGAUGCCCUGCUUGUUUUAUGGGUCCUUAGGACAUAAACUGUACGCUGUAUAGCCGGAUUUUUGACAUAUUCAUAAAAAAGUUCAGUAAAGCCUUGCUUCAUCUUGAA
This is a messenger RNA of Engraulis encrasicolus (European anchovy), 1764 nucleotides long. Its product is annotated as L-rhamnose-binding lectin CSL1. Lineage: Eukaryota; Metazoa; Chordata; Actinopteri; Clupeiformes; Engraulidae. The transcript has 8 exons. Gene Ontology annotation, molecular function: carbohydrate binding. The coding region runs from base 696 to 1166 and encodes 156 amino acids. The record is from RefSeq and is a predicted model, not a curated record.